Messenger RNA from Echinostoma caproni, 3036 nucleotides. The record is from the annotation of a GenBank genome assembly. NCBI's taxonomy places the organism in Eukaryota, Metazoa, Platyhelminthes, Trematoda, Plagiorchiida, Echinostomatidae.
AUGCUUCUCUAUGCGGAGCGCAAAAUCCCCACCUGGACUAGUUUGGCUAGAACAGCGCCAGUCGGGUCCACCGAAUUGGUCUUGUCCUCGGCCGUGUUGAAUUGGCAACCGGGGGAUAGAAUUGUCGUGGCCACCACAAGUAAAGACUAUUUACAAUCGGAAGUGCGCACCAUAACCAGCAUGGCUCCUGAUAUGCAAGGCAUCACACUGAGCGAGGCACUUCAGUAUAAACAUGUGGUCUAUAACGAGAGUUACGGUCAGUACAAUUUUUACACCGGUGCUGAAGUAGCCGUGCUGUCGUCGAAUAUCGUGAUUCAGGGUGACGAGAACAGCAUGGAAAGUCGAUUUGGUGGUCGCAUCCUCGUUUCCACCUCGCUGGUGCAGAAUCAAUUUGUUCUCGGACAGCUGAAACUAUCUGGUGUUCAUUUCAAACAGAUGGGACAGUCCACAUUCACCUCGGAUACCGAUGCACGAUUGCCAGUUGCUUUUAUCAAUGCAGGGAAUGUGUCCUCCACGUCCAGUUUAAACUCGAGCAUAUUCGAGAAUUCAUUCACCACGGCCAUCGGUGCCUAUGGAUCAAGUGGUUUGAUUGUCCGAGACACAGUAAUCUUCAACACAUCAGGAUCCGGCAUCAUACUGAAAGGUGAUCGGCAUCAGCUUUUACGUGUUGCCAUCGUUCAAGCUGGAUGGGCUGACGAUACACGUGCGACGGGACAGUGGCAAUCAGACAGCAUAUUCAUUGCCGGUUUGGACAUUUUGAAUGCACCGGAUACGGUAUUACAAGACGUCAGUGUGGCUGGUGCUCGACAAAUCGGAUUAAUUACUGUAGGAUUUGCUUGUACAGAAGAUGUGGGUCGAUACUGGCAAAGUGUGGUCGUACAUUCAUGUAUGUUGGGUAUUCUAGUCCCAGAUGCCACUCCACCGUGCAACAAAAUUGCCAAUAUCAUGGUGUAUUCGGCAACGGAAUUUUCUAUCUAUUGGAGAGUACCAACUUCAAUCAUUGGUACUAAUAUGCAACUGGUGGAUAAUCGAGGAGGUGUUUACACCUAUGUGGCAACACCGGGUGCUCGGACAAGUGAAAGACACAACAAGACGGUAAUCCUACAGGAUUCACUGCUGAUUGGACGCAGUGGCCUACAGGAUUGCUCAGACGCCCCUCGACCGGAAGUGAUCAGCAAAUCUAGCAAACUGACUGGAAUCUACUCACCACAAAUGGGUCAUGUUGGGAUAGUUAGUGCGCAGUUCCUCAGUGGCGCUUUUGACACUUCCCUAAUGGGUUUUGUCAGCUGGUCUACGGAGUUCUCGCUGGGUGGUGGUGCUUUCGUCAAAAAUCUUACGGUGGUAAACUACAAUAAAUUUUGUGCUAGCACACCGGACGUGUUUUGGAGGACAGAUCCGGCGAAUGAGGACGGAAUCCAACCCACCUAUUUCAGUAACAUCACAGCCAUCGGAUUGAAUCCCGACAACCUAGUCUACUAUGACCGACCGGCUUUGAGUGCCGUAACGUUUGACAAAUGUGGGGAUAUGGAAUGUGAUGGACACAAAAAAGUGCUGGUCAUCAACGCGGACGGGACCCUAUUUGGUCAACCCACAACUAUCCUACCACAGUCCGAAUGGCAGUGGGACAAAAAUCCCGCCUACGGAAUCGGUUCCAGCAAGGUCCCGAGACGAAUGACCACAAAUUCCGAUGGAACAACCAUAGACAUCAAUACAUACUGGCCCAAUAAAGGUGUAAUACGUGACGAUACCUGUGAAAUGGUGAGCACCAUGCAAGCGUACAAAUGCAGUGCGGUUCUUGAUCACAGGGUUCUGCUGAUCGAGUCUUUGGACGAAGAUCGAAUUCUACGCAGAAUAGCUCCAGUUGCAUUCGCCACUGAUAGUCUUGGGGCAAACUAUCUGGACCUGAUCAACGGACCGGCUGAUCAUGGACGUUGUUCCAGUUACGCGUGCUUGAAACGACUUAGUGCGUUCUUGGCAAUCGUUGCACGAAAUCAGAAUUUCGUACUAUAUUUCACUGGAACACCGCCGCAAAAGAUCCGGUUGAGCAUGCUUCAACCAGAUCCGACCUACGCGGUUCGAGUGGGUAUUGAUAAUCCGGUUUCUGGCCGAUUGGAUGUUUACUCGGACAAUAAAUACAUCCUGCCAUUGAAUGGCGCAUACAACGACAAGGGUCAGGUGGUUACAAAUGUACCCACCUAUUCUGGCCAGUAUUUGCCCGAUCCGGCCAAAAACGCGAGUGGAAUGAACUAUUUCAACGAGACAACACAAAUGCUCUAUGUUGUAAUCAAUGGUCCCUCGGUGUUGGAAAUUCGUCUACAGCAGAUCCCCAGUUCUUACAUUCGUGUGGUCAAAGUGGUCAGUGAAGCAUCCAGUGGUUCGCGCAGACGUCGAUCUGCUACCUCCUCUGGUGUCCAAGUGGAAAUGGAUAUCACUACACCGCCUGCGAGUACAAUUGAACCGGUUAGCACAUCGACAACGGCUCCGGAAACCACAACAGACACUGAACCGUCCGUGCUGGAACUGGCACAUGCUACUUUGAUCAACGGGGUGCAGACGAAUAUUCUUGGUGCUGCACUAAACACUAUUGUAUCUGGUAACACGCACGUUUCUCAACUUGGAACUGCCGAAAAUCCGUGGAUAUACAACAUCAGUGACGUCCGGGGGACGGGUCUGUUCGCGCCAAUCAUCAAUGCCUCGUACUCGGUACUGGAUAACGGGUACACUAUCCUUGCGGACGAAUACAUCAACAACACAGGCGCAUUGAAAUUCGAAGUUUCACUUGCUGACCCCAGCUAUCUGGUCGUUCUCAAUGGAAGCCGACCUUUCGUAGUCGAGAAGCGUCGGUUUCUAAUGGAAGCAAAUCUGAUUGGCAUCGAUGUUCAAUUGAAUCAAACAACCGGAACCAACGAGACAAUACCACGGUUCCGGAUUCAAAUGAAGGACAAAAGUACCGGCAAGAUUUCCCAAUCAUUGGAUUGGCGUGUGAGUAAACAACCCGUGUCUCAAUCGAUUUACAAUCUGUCCCCAGGCGUAUAA